CGCCCCGCCGCCCGCCGAGACGUUACCGGCCAGGACUCCGCGGGACGCGAUGGCGGGCAGUGCGGUGGAGGCACGGCAGCUGGUCUCCUUGGUGCUGCUGGGCCUGCUGCGCUUUGCCUUCAUGGUGUCCAACAACGUGGUGGCCAUCCCCUCCUACUUCUGCUACCUGCUGGUCCUGCAGCCGCUGCGCCUGAUCGACCCGCUGCGCUUCUGGUACCUGGAGGGCUUCCUGUUCAAGUGGCUGCUGGGCCUGGUGGCGUCCUGGGGUUGGUCUGCUGGAUAUUCAGUGAUGGAGUGGGGGGACGACAUCAAAGCUGUUGCAGAAGAUGAGUCAGUGAUUCUGGUGAACCACCAGGCCACUGGGGACGUGUGUACUCUCAUGAUGUGCCUGCUGGACAAAGGCCAGGCGCCGUGUCAGAUGAUAUGGCUGAUGGAUCAUAUUUUUAAGUACACAAACUUCGGAAUUAUAUCGAUGGCUCACGGCGACUUCUUCAUCCGCCAGGGCAAGUCCCACCGGGAUCGGCAGCUGCUGCUCCUUCAGCAGCACCUGGAGCGCAAUUACCGCAGCCGAGGCCGGAAGUGGAUCGUCCUGUUCCCCGAAGGCGGUUUCCUGCGCAAGCGGCGAGAGACGAGCCAGGCCUUCGCUCAGAAAAACCAACUUCCCAAGCUCACACACGUCACCUUGCCCAGGGUGGGCGCCACCAAUGUCAUCCUCAACACCCUGGUGCCACGGCAGGAAAAUGGGAGCCUGGCGGGAGGUGACUCCAAAGGCCCAGAGAGCAAACCCAAAGGCCUCCAGUGGGUCAUAGACGUGACCAUCGCCUACCCCAGAGCCGAGCCUCUUGAUAUCCAGACGUGGAUUCUUGGCUACCGGAAGCCGACAGUCACACACGUCCAUUACAGGCUCUUCCCCAUCAAAGAUGUGCCUCUGGAGAGUACCGCUCUCACAGAUUGGCUCUACCAGCGCUUCAUCGAGAAGGAGAAGCUCUUGGCUCACUUUUAUGAAACAGGCGCCUUCCCUCCAGCCGAAGGCCACAAAGAGGCAGUCUGCAGGGAAAUGACCCUCAGCACCCUGUGGCUCUUUUUCAUCCAGUCCUUCGCGUUUCUGUCCGGCUACAUGUGGUACCGCAUCUUGCUGUACUGCUACCACUGCCUAUUCUAGAAGCUGGCCCGCUCCGGCCACGGGACCACGGGAGCCUCACUGGCACAUGGAUGCGUCCCUUCCAUAACCAGACAGACAAAUGCCGCGGACACAAGCGCAGAGUGGCCAACGACAGAUGGAUCUCUGUCUGGUCUCUGUCUGGUCUCUGUCCAGUCUGUCUGGUUUCUGUCUGGUCUCUGUCUCCUUCAGGGGUAUGUCAGACUCCGCUGCAGCAAGGUCAGGACUAGAACAACCGGCUCAUAGGUUUUAUGGACCUUGUCACAUUUUAAAAAGUUUUUCUCUACCCCAUGUCGACGCUUGGAGGUGAGGAAGCCUCAGACCUCCCAUUGUCGGUGACCAACUGACCCUCCGAGGGUGCUUACACCCUUGCAGUGAGGUGGGGGUGGUGUCAGUGGGUCCAGGGGACCUGGG
Suncus etruscus (white-toothed pygmy shrew) is the source of this 1573-nucleotide messenger RNA. It is a transcript of the gene LPGAT1, whose product is annotated as lysophosphatidylglycerol acyltransferase 1. Lineage: Eukaryota; Metazoa; Chordata; Mammalia; Eulipotyphla; Soricidae. The coding region runs from base 50 to 1162 and encodes 370 amino acids. Gene Ontology annotation, cellular component: endomembrane system. Gene Ontology annotation, molecular function: acyltransferase activity. The record is from RefSeq and is a predicted model, not a curated record. The transcript is spliced from 8 exons.